Molecule: messenger RNA, 2406 nt
Organism: Pygoscelis adeliae (Adelie penguin)
Lineage: Eukaryota; Metazoa; Chordata; Aves; Sphenisciformes; Spheniscidae
Gene: DPP6
Product: dipeptidyl-peptidase 6
Exons: 26
Coding region: 1-2406 (801 amino acids)
Biological process (GO): proteolysis
Molecular function (GO): dipeptidyl-peptidase activity; serine-type peptidase activity
Source: RefSeq, a predicted model, not a curated record
AUGACUACAGCCAAGGAGCAAAAUGCAUCAGGGAAACAAGCCCAACAACAAGAACAGGAGCUGGUGGGGAGUAAUCCUCCUCAAAGAAACUGGAAAGGAAUUGCAAUUGCCUUGCUUGUUAUUCUUGUUAUCUGCUCUCUGAUUGUCACCUCUGUUAUACUCCUGACACCAGUUGAAGAUAACAGCUUGUCUCAGAAGAAGAAGAUAACAGUGGAAGAUCUCUUCAGUGAUGAUUUCAAAAUUCAUGACCCAGAGGCUAAAUGGAUAACUGAAAAUGAAUUCAUUUAUAGAAACCAGAAUGGCACAGUGAUUCUGAGGAAUGUCGAAACUAACAAUUCAACAAUAUUAAUAGAAAACAAAAAAAUUGUCUCCUUAAAGGCUAUCCGAUAUGAAGUGUCACCUGACCGGGAAUAUGCACUUUUUGCUUUUAAUGUUGAACCAGUGUAUCAGCAUUCAUAUACGGCAUAUUAUGUCCUCAGCAAAAUACCUCAUGGGGAUCCCCAGAAUUUGUAUCCCCCUGAGGUCAGCAAUGCAAAGCUUCAGUAUGCUGGUUGGGGUCCAAAAGGGCAACAGCUGAUAUUUAUCUUUGAGAAUAACAUCUAUUACUGUGCCCAUGUGGGGAAACAAGCCAUCCGAGUGGUCUCCACAGGAAAGGAAGGUGUUAUUUUCAAUGGGCUCAGCGACUGGCUGUACGAAGAGGAGAUCUUGAAGACUCAUAUUGCUCAUUGGUGGUCUCCUGAUGGCACCAGGUUAGCAUAUGCAACAAUUAAUGCCUCCAGAGUCCCCACCAUGGAGAUCCCGGUAUACACCGGCAGCCUUUACCCUACGGUUAAAACAUACCAUUAUCCAAAGGCUGGAAUGGAAAAUCCAACUAUUUCUUUGCAUGUGAUUGGUCUGAACGGACCUACCCAUGACCUGGAAAUGACUCCCCCCGACGAUCAGAGAAUGAGGGACUACUAUAUAACCAUGGUGAAAUGGGCAACCAGCACCAAGGUGGCAGUAAACUGGCUGAACAGGGCCCAGAACGUGUCUAUCCUGACGCUGUGCGACGCCACCACGGGAGUCUGCACAAAGAAACAUGAAGAUGAAAGUGAAGGCUGGCUGCACAGACAGAAUGAAGAGCCAAUUUUUUCCAAGAACGGUCGGAAGUUUUUCUUUGUCCGAGCCAUUCCCCAGGGAGGACGCGGGAAGUUCUACCACAUCGCCAUGUCAUCAUCACAGCCCAAUAGUAGCAGCGAUACCUUACAGUCUAUUACAUCUGGUGAUUGGGAUGUGACAAAGAUAUUGGCAUACGAUGAAAAGAGGCAUAAAAUUUAUUUCCACAGCACAGAAGAUUUGCCAAGAAGGCGACAUUUAUACAGCGCAAGCACAAAUGGAAACUUCAACAGGCAGUGUCUGUCUUGUGAUCUGAUUGAAAACUGUACUUAUUUCAGUGCGUCCUUCAGUCACAAUCUGGAAUACUUCCUACUGACAUGUGAAGGUCCCCGAGUCCCGAUGGUGACUGUUCACAACACAACUGAUGCACAGAAAAUUUUUGAGCUGGAGGUAAAUGAAAAUGUGCAGCUGACGGUAAAUGACAGGCAAAUGCCUAAGGUAGAAUACAUGGAAAUCAAGAUAGAUGAUUACAAAUUGCCAAUGCAGAUCUUAAAGCCAGCAACCUUUUCGGACACUGCGCACUACCCCUUGCUUUUGAUUGUAGAUGGGACGCCUGGCAGCCAGAUUGUAACAGAGAGAUUUGAGGUGACGUGGGAAAGCGUCAUGGUCAGCUCUCACAACACCAUCGUGCUGAAGUUCGACGGCCGCGGGAGUGGCUUCCAAGGCACUAAGCUAUUGCAUGAGGUUAAGAGGAGGCUGGGCCUUUUGGAAGAGAAGGAUCAGUUGGAAGCUGUCCGGACAAUGCUGAAGGAGCAUUACAUUGAUAAAAUGCGAGUCGGUGUGUUUGGGAAGGAUUAUGGCGGCUACCUGAGCACUUACAUGCUUCCAGCUGGCGAAGAGAACCAGGUGUUCGCCUGUGGAGCUGCUCUUUCCCCACUGACAGACUUCAAACUAUAUGCUUCAGCCUUUUCUGAAAGAUAUUUGGGCUUGCAUGGGAUUGAUAACAGAGCAUACGAGAUCACCAAAUUAGCACACAGAGUCUCAUUACUGAAGGAACAGACAUUUUUGAUCAUUCAUGCUACUGCUGAUGAAAAAAUCCAUUUUCAGCAUACUGCCGACCUUAUCACACACCUAAUUAGGGCAAAGGCUAAUUACAGCUUGCAGAUUUACCCCGAUGAAAGCCAUUACUUUAACAAUGCAGCAUUGGAGCAGCAUUUGUACAACUCCAUUGUCAACUUCUUUGUAGCAUGUUUCCAAGUUCAGGACAAACUCCUGAUAGCCCCACUGAAAGAGGAGGAGGACGACGAUUAA